UAUAGAAUUUCUCAUAUUCAGUUCAUUAAAGUGAAAAAUUAAGCCAGACUUCUUAUUUUAUUUGCUCAGGUGUGAUUCGAAAAAGCAUUUGAACCGAGUUGACAGUUCGAUAAAGUGUCUGUUUUCUAACAUGUUCCUUCAACCUACAAAAUAAAAGCGUCCGGAAGUUAUUCAGUGAUCGUAAACACAUGGCUUCUAUUAGUCGUCUCUGAUGCUCAAUGAUGCCAAAACUGUUCGAUAUAAAGUUUCCCAGGGAUUCUAAGACUCUUCCUGAAGGCUUCUGGUCAGCAGUAGACGUGUGGAUAAAGAAACCUCAUGUUGUCAAUAAGCGUCUUUGCGGAGUUACAGAGACAGAGAGCAGAGAUGUUGACAGAGAGGACCUGAGGCUCUUGCUGGAUGAUCCUGAACGCUUUCAAGAUGUGCUAUUUUUCCUGACAAGCGAGGUUUCACCUGCACAGACACACGGACAGGACAAGCCGUGGUCCUCCAGCGUCAGGACAUUUAUCCCUAAAGUUAACUGUUAUGGGACAAACCUGCAGAAAGAAGUUAUUUUGAAAGACUAUGCCAGACAACAAGUGACCUUUCUUCCAUUUGACGAGGAUGCAAAAGGGAAGGCGUCUCUAAAGAAUGGCAACAUUUAUCAGAUUCAGCUUUGCAAUCAGGAUUGUGAGGAAUGGGCCUUGGAGCUGCAUGUGUUGACGUCCGAUGCAUGGUUCUCUGACGGUGUCGCCUACGCCAAGCUGCCCUGGCUGUCGUCUGACCUGCUGCCUAAACUGGUGCGCUGGGCCUCGGAGAGCAGGAGCAGUGAGUUCAGGAGCACCUUGUCUCUGCUGCCUGUGGACAAGUACAGUGUUAUGUACCAGGGGCUGAAGGAGAAGUACAAGGCCAUGGUCAAGGUUUGGCCUGAGGUUACAGAUCCUGAGAAGUUUGUGUAUGAGGAUGUUGCUAUCGCUACAUAUCUCCUGGUGCUGUGGGCUGAGGAGAGAUCAGAGAAGAAUCUGACAGCCAGACAGUCCUUUGUAGACCUCGGCUGUGGAAAUGGCCUCCUGGUUCACAUACUGACAAAUGAAGGGCACCCUGGAAAGGGCAUCGAUGUGCGGAGGAGGAAGAUCUGGGACAUGUACGGCCCCCAGACUCUGCUAGAAGAAAAGGCAAUUACUCCCAGUGAGAGCUUCUUAUUCCCGGGUACAGACUGGCUGAUUGGGAACCACUCGGACGAGCUCACACCAUGGAUCCCUGUUAUAGCAGCCAGGUCAUCUUACUCCUGUCGCUACUUUGUCCUCCCCUGCUGUUUCUUCGACUUCUACGGAAAAUACCAGAGACGCCAGUGUAAAAAGUCUCAGUACAAGGAAUACAUCGACUUCAUCGCUGAAGUCAGCCAAGUCUGUGGCUUCAACACUGAAGAAGACUGCUUGAGAAUACCGUCCACCAAACGGGUGUGUCUGGUAGGAAAGUCGAGAAACUAUGAGCUGUCUGACGAGGCCGAGUCAGAGCAACGAAGAGCUAAUCUCAUCCAGAGCCACCGGAUUUGUCCUCGGGUCACAGAUGAAAAGUCAGCCAUUGCAAAUGAUGGCGGUGGUUGCCAUGGAAAUGCAGAGGGUGACAGCACCUGGGGAGCCGGCUUUCAGCCCCGAGACAGGGUUCCUCUGGUUCGAAACUGCGCUGCUCUUCCGCGGGACUUUGUUGACAGUGUUGUCCUGCGGGUUGCUAAUGCUCUUCUGGGAAUGACUGUGGAUGACGGAGAAGGGUCCUGCAGUGACUGGAACAAAGGAGGCAGCCUUUCUGUGAGUGAGAUUGCUGGACUCUUGGAGCAGGAGACCCUGCAGCUCCUGAAGAGAGAGUGUGGAGGCCUUCAGACCCUCCUGAAGAACAACCACCAGGUCUUUAGAGUAGAGGGAGGGAGAGUCUUCAUAAGGGACUGGCGGGACGAGAAGUCUGCCAGAGUGAAUACCAAACGGAAACCUGUGGCUCCCGGUGCUCUGAAAACUCGUUUCUGCUGGUUUCAUGUGCACCAUCCUCAGGGUUGCCCCCUCCAGGCCGUAAACUGUGCCUUCGCUCAUGGACCAGAUGACCUUAGACCUUCAACCAGACCUCCGAAGAAGUUAAAGAACACUGUCCUUUGAUUAGAUCGUUUAUUUGAAUUUAUAUUGUUUUAUUAAUCUUCUAGAUUUUUACUUUACUAUUUUGAUCCACCUGUGGUUGAAACUGCCGUGAACGACUUCCAGCCCUUGCAGACUCAGAGAGGAAGAAGUCCAGGCCCAAGCGGCGUUUUAUUGCAGCAACAUUACGUAAUUUCUGGGAGUUGAGGUCUUGAAAUUUCCCAGUGUCCUCUUUCUUCUGUGUGAAUAAAUACACACUGGUGGAGCUUCACUCUUACUUUGUUUUUUUUUCUCUGUCUUUUUAAAAGUUUGCUUUUAAGAAGUUCAGAAAUUGUUUCCGGGUGAAUUAAGAGGAUUUAAAGCUACAUCUUUGUAUACAUUGACAACUUUCUCAACUUUCCCAUCACUCCAUAAAAACCUUAAAAGCU
This is a messenger RNA of Amphiprion ocellaris (clown anemonefish), 2527 nucleotides long. RefSeq names its product tRNA methyltransferase 44 homolog (gene trmt44). The transcript is spliced from 11 exons. Gene Ontology annotation, molecular function: tRNA (uridine) methyltransferase activity; metal ion binding. The coding region runs from base 219 to 2123 and encodes 634 amino acids. Gene Ontology annotation, biological process: tRNA methylation. The record is from RefSeq and is a predicted model, not a curated record. NCBI's taxonomy places the organism in Eukaryota, Metazoa, Chordata, Actinopteri, Pomacentridae.